Molecule: messenger RNA, 579 nt
Organism: Psylliodes chrysocephalus
Lineage: Eukaryota; Metazoa; Arthropoda; Insecta; Coleoptera; Chrysomelidae
Source: the annotation of a GenBank genome assembly
AUGAAACUUGGAAAGGGCACCUCUCAGAAAACGUUCUGCUUUCCCAGAUACUUUUCGUAUGCUGUCAGACAGAUCCUCCUGUUCCUACAUGUAAUCAGUGCAUUUUAUCGACAAGAUACCGUCAGCGUCUUUCAUCAUGAUUCUAAGGUUCUUAUUUCAGCAGGUCAACUGUUCUUGGCAGCCCUCUAUUCACCUAAUGCAGAUGAAACCUCCUUGGACAAAAUCCGCUACGAUAUAGUUUUAAAUUUCCUAACAAAGCCAACUUUUAAUCUGGCCUCUCUACCUCCAAAAAAUGCAGCCGAUUCCCAACAUAUUCUGCAGGUGUACCUACAAAUCCAGGGCUUGUAUGAUAGAUCAAAGGAUCCUCUCAGCUUGGAUUGGAGAAGGACGGACCUUGGCCUUCUCUCCAUCAUAAACACCAAGGAUCCAGCGCCAGCUGAAAUUCUCAACACAUUAUCCUGCAAAUGCAUGAAGAAGUGUACAGGGAAGUGGAGCUGCCGAAAAGUAGGCAUGAAAUGUUCAACAAUAUGCCUCAACUGCAAAGGCUAUUCAUUCAAAUUGAGUAUUCUUCGAGAUUGA